This is a messenger RNA of Perkinsus marinus ATCC 50983, 1200 nucleotides long. RefSeq lists its product as hypothetical. NCBI's taxonomy places the organism in Eukaryota, Perkinsozoa, Perkinsida, Perkinsidae. The transcript has a single exon. Gene Ontology annotation, cellular component: Golgi membrane. Gene Ontology annotation, molecular function: pyrimidine nucleotide-sugar transmembrane transporter activity. Bases 1 to 1200 code for a protein of 399 amino acids. Gene Ontology annotation, biological process: pyrimidine nucleotide-sugar transmembrane transport. The record is from RefSeq and is a predicted model, not a curated record.
AUGGCUUUUUGUGGGAAGACUACUCUGUACAUCCUGGGCCUUCUGAUAUUCGGCUCCCUCAACACUAUGUGUACUAAGCUGCAGUUCGAAAUGACUUCGGUCGGUAUCAAUGGAGAUGUGAAGCACUUUAUGAAGCCCUGGUUCGGAACAUUAACCAUGUUCAUGGGUAUGGUUAUCGUUCUAGUAAUCCACUUUAUUGACGUCUUGAUUGAUCGUAUGAGAGCUAGAGGUCACCGUGGUGAAGCUUAUGAAGCCUUGUUGGAGCAGCCACAUCAACAGCGGCAGAACUCUGGUGGGAAGGAUGUUCCUAGCUUUUGGAGAGCUGGUUUAUUGAUAUUGGCCCCUGCUGCUUUUGAUUUGAUCGCCACGACUAUGUCCUUUGUGGGAUUGUUGUAUAAUUCGGCAUCUGUAUGGCAGAUGUUGAGAGGGUCUAUGAUCAUUUUUUCCGCUAUCUUUUCCGUUCUUUUCCUUGGUAGGAAACUACACGGCUAUCAUUGGUUCGGAGUCUUCAUGUGUGUGGUCGCCAUUUGCUUGGUAGGCAUCGCCAAUGUCAUGUCCGGUUCUUCCGCUACGUCACAUGUUAGUACUGGUCUGAUGGUAUUCGGUAUGGUUAUGAUUGUUGCCUCGCAAGUCAUUCAAUCUCUACAAAUCGUCACUGAGGAGAAGCUAUUGAAAGGGUUCACUAUCGCUCCGUUCCAUAUUGUUGGUAUGGAAGGUGUCUGGGGCACCCUCAUCUUGUUCAUUUUCAUUUUCCCAUUGUUGUAUUUUAUUCCCGGUAAGGAUGAAGGGUCUGCCGAGAAUACUUUGGAUACUAUGGUCAUGAUUGAGAACAAUAAGAAUCUACAGAUAAUGGUUGGUGUUUACGUUGUCUCGGUUUUCACCUACAACAUGGCUGGAAUGUUGGUCACAUACGCACUAUCUGCAGUACAUAGAACAAUGCUAGAAGCUACUAGAACUGCUGUCAUCUGGAUAUGUGAUCUGAUCAUCCAGUAUUUCGUGGCUCCCGGCUCUAACUUUGGUGAAGUGUGGACUACAUGGUCUUGGCUCCAGCUCUUCGGUUUUGUUCUCUUAGUCAUGGGUCAGGCUGUCUACUCUGAUCUUGUCAAGGUUCCAGGUUUUUAUUAUCCACCAAAAGCCGCCGGUGAUGAGGAUCAUGAAGUCGCCAGCAAGCGUAAGGUUCAAUGUCCCCGUGAUCGCUGA